AUAGGGUAUGUUGUUUUCCCUUGAUUUGCUGCCAUUUUUGUGUGCUAUCGCCUCGUGAUGUCUGCUGUUCCACAAUCGUCAGAUAACGAUGCUUGGGCAUUGUUAUCUCUGAUGAAGUCUGCACCAGCAAGUCCUAAAGGCAUACAAUGGCAGCCAGAUCCACAGAACUCAUCUAUUGCCAGAUUAGAAGGAAGAGACUUCGAAUAUUCUAUGCGAAAAAAUCGGAUCACAAUAGGGAGAAAUAGUAGCAAGGGUGAUGUCGACGUAAACAUGGGACAUUCUAGUUUUAUAUCUCGUGUUCAUCUUGAAAUUUUCUACGACCAACCGAACUUUUUCAUGAAGUGUGGUGGGAAGAAUGGCAUAUUCAUUGACGGCAUCUUUCAGAGAAAAGGCGCACCGCCUUUACAGCUUCCAAGGACGUGUGUCCUCAGAUUUCCUAGUACAAAUAUUAAGAUUGUGUUCCAGUCUUUAGUAGAAGACAAUCCCCCAACAACAGCUCCUCCCCCUCCACAGCUGGAAACCCCACCAAAGAAGAAGGCACCAUUACCUCCAUUAAAGAUCAACAUCCCAGAACCUGUUCAGCCGCCACGGUUUGAAAGUCCUUGUCCAUCUCCAACUGGGACCAUCAGUGCAGCAAAUUCUUGUCCAACAUCUCCUAGAGGAGGUACAUCAUACCGUCCUAACUUCAUAUCCGAGGCACAGAUUGCUGCCCUGAAUGCCGCUGUAACUUCAAACAGUAGUGCUAAUAGUCUUACUAACAAUAAUAGCAUUAAACACGAAGAAAAAGACAAUACCCCUAUGUUACAAAAUAGUGAAACAUCAAGUGGAGGAGGGGGAAGUCCCAAAGAUGAUUCAAAGCCUCCUUAUUCUUACGCACAGUUGAUAGUUCAAGCUAUAUCAUCAGCGCCUGAUAAACAAUUGACACUCAGUGGCAUCUAUGCUUAUAUAACAAAAAAUUAUCCUUAUUACAGAACAGCUGACAAAGGUUGGCAGAAUUCAAUUAGACAUAAUUUAUCAUUGAAUCGUUAUUUUGUCAAAGUACCUCGAUCACAGGAUGAACCCGGUAAAGGAUCAUUCUGGAGAAUAGAUCCCGCAUCAGAGGCUAAGUUAACAGCACAAGCAUUCAGAAGACGUCGCCAGAGAGGUGUGCCAUGUUUUAGAGCACCAUUUGGGGGCCUUUCCACUAGAUCUGCACCUACAUCUCCUAGUCAGAUGGGAGGUUCAUUUACACCUGACAGUAUGUCACGAGAAGGUAGCCCUAUCCCUGAACAUUCGGAGGAAAGCAUGCCUACCGCCCCAACCCAAAACUACAUCCAUCAUCAACAUCCACAGAUUAUACCUGCAAGUUCUAUUGCAGAGCUGUGUAGAAUAAGUCAGUCAGCGCCUGGAUCUCCUGCAGCUUCAAGAGUUAUGUCCCCUAUUUCAGUUACAACAAUGCAGCCAUCGGUGUCGACAGUAUCUGCUCUUCAUCAACUUCCCACAGUCAUCACUAAGCCCAAAAUCAUGGUAACAAAUGCUGCCCAGAUGGUGUUGAAUGGACCAUCCCAUACAGUGUCUAAUUCAUCUUUAACUAAUGGGGCCCAUGCAGAAAUUAAAAAAGAAAAUAGUAUGUCAGCUGUGUCUUUUGAUAAGUUUCAAGGAGUUACAGUCGGUGGUCAGACUGUUAAGCCUGUUACAUUAGUGAGAAAUUUAAUAACAAGUUUAGCCCAACAAGGCGGAAUGUCAGCAACUGGCCAGCCAUUUACAGUGUUGCCGACCAACUCGAGUCAGUCGAGUCAACCGACGGCCAUCUUGUCACAGUCUAUUAGUAGUACAUUGGCAGGGUCACAGGGCUUGACCUUGCUAUCUCAGCAAGGAGGCUUGCAGUAUGUUAAUGCCGCAGGGGCAGCUUCGCGGCACUCUGACGGGCAACAAUCACAGACUCAGUUUUUGGUGACAACAGUAGGUGGUGUUCCGUUGACACUUCCUGUUACGUCAAAACGUCCGGCAGGAGACGGUGAUAGUGCUAUGCCUAUUGAAAACAAACAGAUCAAACUGGAGGAACAAGUUGGAAAAGAAGAGCCAAAGGCAGAAUAAAACAAUUUAUUUUUACAGAAAUUUUUACUCUUUUGUCUGUUAGUUGUUAUUGGAGAGAUAUUUUUACACAUUUUAGCUCGGGUGGGUGACAAAACACAUGAAAGGCUGUUUUUGAUUGGUUAUUUAGAGAUGAUGAUUUGAUUGUUUGUUAUUCACGACCUGAUUGUUAGAGACGAUUGAAAUUGACUGUGUGUGAAUAUAUAUUUCCACUUUGUAUUAAUACAUAGCAAUACUUCUCCAAGUUUGUGUUGUCAGUUUUUUUUUUACAGAAAUUCACUGUAAAUUGUGUUUUUAUGGAUUUUAAGGGAGAUUGUUACAGUCUUGAUUGAAUAAGUCAUUUCUUCACUUCUGAAUGGACCCCAAAAAAUACAAUGGAGAAUGAGUUAUUCCCCAUUCUUGGGAUUUGCAAUUGUUCUCAGCUUUAAAGACUUAACAAUAAGUGGUUCGUAACUUCUAAUUUCUUGCAGUGCAUAAUUGUAUGUUGUAUUUGCUUUGUAAAAAAUAUAGUCUUUGUAGUCAAACCUAAGUAUAAAUUUUGGAAAUAAUUGUAGAUAAAACAAAAAUACAUAUUUUUCUUUGAUUUUUGCUUUUCAAUAUCUCUAAUAACAUUGCUGAGAACAAGAAGUUAUCCCUUGAAAGCAGAAUAACUUAUUUCUGUAUUAUUUUAUAGUUAAUUUCUGAAUUCAUGGCAUAACUUACUGAAGUACUAUUUAAACACUACAGCUAAAGAAGAUUUUUCUUUUUCAACCCACCCCAUUUGGAUUGGACACAGCGUAGUCUAACUUAACCACCCUAUGGAAUGAUGUUUAUGAUAAGCAUUUGUAUUGAUUAUUUCUACAAAAAAAAAAUGAAGUUCAGUGGGGUAUGGGGGGAAAGGCACUGAAGCUGUAGUGUAGAUAUAAUUUGUUAAAGAGCAAGAGACUCUCUAAACAUCUUUGUUUUUAAUCCUGUCAAGUAGUAAUUAUUGCCAUGUACUAAUUUUAGUUUUUCAGCAUUAACAUUCUGUACUUAUUCAAAAAAAAAUUCUCUGCCUAUAGACCAAAAGUUUUCUGGUACUUUUGGUGUCACAGGGGCAAUAUGUGAUAUGACAGUUUCAAAAAUGUGUUAGGAUCUUUUGGAAUAUAAAUAACUGUUCUUAAAAUUACAUUACUUUAACCAUGUUUGAAAUGCGCAAAUUAAAGAUGUGAUAAUGGGACAACAAAAAAUUUGAUGCUUCAAAAUUUUCACAAUUUUUAUUGGAAGAUUAUUUAUUUUGAAUAAAAAUAUCCUGUUCCCAGAUAUAUAAUAGGAUGAUGAAAAAAGCUCUUAGUUCAAUAUAUAUCAUGUUUUAUAGAUUAAAGACCCUAAAUUCACAUUUAAUCCUAUUUGACUGGAUCAUUGAUUGUUGUUUUAUUGUUAGAAAUAACUUUAAUUAUGCUAAUCUGGCAAAUGAUUUUAAGUGGUUAGACCUGGGUUCAAGGGAGAUAACUCUUUUAAUUUGUGAAACAGAAUUAAAAUUAUCUGAAACUUAAAAGCUUAGGAAAUAAUUUAUAAAAUGGGUUGAAACAAGCGUACAAGUGAUUUUUGAAGAGUUAUGUCCCCUAUGUUUACUUUUUCAUUUAUGUUUUUCGGUUUGUGCGUCUCUCCGUUAAAAAAGUUUUUGGUCAAGGUAGUUUUUGAUGAAGUUGAUGUCCAAUCAACUUGAAACUUAGUACACAUAUUCACUGUGAUAUGAUCUUUCUAAUUUUAAUGCCAAAUUAAGAGUUUUGACCCAAAUUUCACUGUCCACUGAACAUAGAAAAUGAUAGUCGAGUGGAGCUUCAAUGUACUAUGGACACAUUCUUGUUUGAUAUAUGAUUUCAUGUUGAUUUCCUCAAUGGAUAAAAUAUUGCAAAAUUCAUGUUUCUUUUACAUAUAAUGUUGGAAAAGAAAGUUUUUUGAUGGUUGACUUAGUAUUUAAUAAAGUGAAAGUGUUAUUUUGUUUUAUUAAGUAAGGGGAAAAAUUACUCACUCCUAAAAGCAUUACCCGGUAAAUGGAACAAGCAUAGUUUGUUUUUCGAAGGCAGCAUUUUGCUCAUAUAUUAAACACAUAACAUACAUGUUUAUCUACUGAUAAUAAAGAUAAAUUUUAAUGAAGUAGAAAAAAUGAUAGAAAUUAAUUUAUUGUCUGCACAAAUAUUUGUUGUUGUUGUUAACACACUGUAAGAGAAUAUUUUCUAAUGAUAUUGUUUAUCUAUGAAGUUGGCGAGCAUCUUUUAAUGUUUUGAAAGAAGUAGAGAGUUUGGUUUUGAGGAACAUUGCUUUAAUUUUAAAAAUUAAGUGGAUGUACUACAUUAAUUGAAUAUUUGACGAGAGUUUGCAUAAAAGAUGGGAAUAGUUAAAAAUGGAAAAUAGUUUUUGGACAUGAUCUGUCAAUGUGAGAAUAUGCAAGUUUAAAAGAGUACAAGAAAGGGAGAUAACUUUGGAUGUUCUGUCCACAAUACUUGAUAGGCAAAUAAAAAGAAAAAAAAUUGUAUCAUUAUACUGAAAUCAGUAUUAAGGAUGUUUGCUACUCUUGUUUUUAAUUUUUGCCAGAUUUUCGGAAUCCUCUGGUUUUAUCCAUGUAUUGCCAUUAAAAAAUUUUGCCCGCUAACCCCUACUUUUAUUUUCACAAUUUUAUUACAUAUAGUUUAACAAGCCAUAUUUGAAAAUCUUACUAAAUCCUUGUUAUUUUUUCAUAGUAUUUGAAACAAAAAAGUGGCCAAUGUUAAAACUAUGAAAAAUCUAGAGAGAAUCAUUUCCGCCAAAUUUUCAAUGGCUUAUAUCUCGAAAACAAACACAUGGACCCUUCUUUUUUUUUCUGCUUUUUUAGUUCCUUUAUUUAUAUACUAUCAUUUUAGAACAGUCUUUUAAAAAGCUUAUUAUUUUGAAACAGAGUAGCGAACAACCUUAAAAGGCAGUUCUUAUUAACUUUUUAGUAUGAAAUAUUGUUUCUAAAAAUAAGCUUCAGUACUUGGUUGAGGCAAUCUUACAAAGGCUUUCAUGUAAAGGAAGAUAUAUAUGGAUAUUUUUUUUUAACAUGUUAAGUAGCAGAAUAUUAAGUUAAGGCAUUUGAGUGGACAAAAUCUGAGAAAUUCUGCAAUGGUAACCCAAAAGAAUAGACUGCUUUACAUGUAAGGAUUAUCAUGUUAAUCAAAUGGUAUAAAAAGAUUAUACAAAGAAGAUUUGUGUUGAACUUGAAAGAAUUUGUUGUUGGAGAUGUGAUUUUAUGAUUUAAUAAUAGUGCUGAUUAUUUUCUGUGUUAAAUUGUGGAUCUACUUUUUGAUAGAUUCUCAUGAUUGUUUAAUUGCUUGUAUGUAAAAUUAAUUGUUUUUCUUUGUUGAAAAAUGCAAAUAUAGUAUCUAACUUUGUUGUGAUAAAACAUUUAAAGCUCAGUCAGUUUAUUUAUCAAAAUGAUUUGCAUUCUGGGUAAUUAAGAUUAAAGCUAUAAAGGGCUAUUUAAAUGUACAUGGUACCCAGGGAAGGCAAUUUCAUAUUGGGUAACAACCUAUAAAAACAAAUUACAAUUUGCUGUAAUUACCCCCCACCAUAGGGGAAAUUCCAUAUUGCCUUCCUUGGAUCCCCUUUAUGUUUUUUAUGGAAUUAUUCAAGCCUUGUGGCUGAAAAUUUAAGACAGUCUCUUUUUGACCGAUUAUUUAUGGCAUUGUGACUGAAGAAUUUAGGCAGUCUAAUUGUGGUGAAUUUCCUUAAAAAGAUUUUCAACAGUCACUUAUGGAAUAAGUGAAAUGCCCAGCUUUUUGUUGUUUAAUAAAUAUUUAUUAGAUUUAUUUGAAUUAUUUAAAGAUCGCCAUGUUUGAUUAGCCAAUUAUGAUCACUAAUACUAUAUUACAAUUACCUUAAUUCUUAUGUGAAUAAAUUUUAUACAGCUUGAAAAAACUAAUUUUCAAUAUUUUUCUCACAAACAUUAGUAAAAUUACUUACCCUUUUUCCUUAUUAAAGAAAUCAAUCUUUUAUACUUUAUAUGACAGUUGUUGAAACUUCAAAAAUCAUUCUACUAUUCAAGAAUAAGAUUUAAUAUUACAGCUUAAUUAUAAAUUAAAAACAAAUUGAUAAAAGAAAAUCAUCAAUAUCAAUUUAUUGUACCCCAUUUUACAUUCACACAUAAGUUCAGAUUUCAACAAAUUUCAUAAAGGUUUGAUGGAAUUAUUUGCCUUCAAACAUUACAAAUGCAUAUGUUACGAAUUUUUUCCAUAAUUUUAUAAGCUAACAAUAAAUAAUGAUAAUUAUGGAUUGAAAAUGUUCAUUGUAAUUUAUUAUUUUGUAUCGUCUUCAUUAACAUUUUUGUGGACAUUGUAAAUAGAUAUGUAGCAUUGUUGUUCUCUUUACUGGUGAACAAUCAUAAAGUUGUUCCACAUCACUGGUGAACAAUUAUAUUGUUGUUCUCAUCACUGGUGAACAAUAAUAUUGUUGUUCCAUGCCACUUGUGAACAAUUAUAUUGUUGUUCCACAUCAAUGGUGAACAAUUAUAUUGUUGUUGCACACCACUGGUGAACAAUCAUAUUGUUGUUCCAUGCCACUGGUGAACAAUUAUAUUUUGUAUCAUUGGUAUUUAAUAACUGGAUAGUAAAAAAUGGUAUGUCCCAUCAGUGGGUUGUACCACUCUGAUCAAUAAAAAAUAUUGUUUUACUGACA
This is a messenger RNA of Mytilus californianus (California mussel), 6726 nucleotides long. Its product is annotated as forkhead box protein K2-like. Gene Ontology annotation, biological process: regulation of transcription by RNA polymerase II. The transcript is spliced from 8 exons. The record is from RefSeq and is a predicted model, not a curated record. Lineage: Eukaryota; Metazoa; Mollusca; Bivalvia; Mytilida; Mytilidae. Bases 58 to 2076 code for a protein of 672 amino acids. Gene Ontology annotation, molecular function: protein binding; RNA polymerase II cis-regulatory region sequence-specific DNA binding; DNA-binding transcription factor activity, RNA polymerase II-specific.